Molecule: messenger RNA, 2007 nt
Organism: Olea europaea var. sylvestris
Lineage: Eukaryota; Viridiplantae; Streptophyta; Magnoliopsida; Lamiales; Oleaceae
Product: probable LRR receptor-like serine/threonine-protein kinase At4g31250
Exons: 3
Coding region: 1-1881 (626 amino acids)
Biological process (GO): protein phosphorylation
Molecular function (GO): ATP binding; protein binding; protein kinase activity
Source: RefSeq, a predicted model, not a curated record
AUGGCUUAUACUUUGAGAAACUCGUUUUUCGUGUUCUUUGCCUCUUUUUUAUGUGCCAUUACAGUAUCAUCUGAUGAUGAAUCCUAUGCCAAAAUCCUCAUAAAGUUCAAGAGCUCUCUCUCCAACACCAACAAGCUGAAUAACUGGAUUGAACCAGUGGAAAAUUUGUGCAAUGGCAACACCCCUAAAUGGACGGGGUUAGUUUGUGAUAAUGGUACAUUUACAGGUAUAAAACUUGAAAACAUGUCGCUGGAGGGAACAGUCGACGUCGAUUCACUGGCAGAAUUGCCGUUGCUGAGCCUAAGUUUGAUGAACAAUAAUUUCUCAGGACCAUUUCCUUAUAAUGAUCUAAAGAAACUUGGGAAGUUAAGAUCUUUGUAUUUGGCUAAUAACAGCUUCAAUGGUGAUAUUCCAGAUGAUACUUUUUCUGGGAUGAAGGCUAUGAGGAAAAUUGUGUUGGGAUAUAAUGAACAUACUGGUAAAAUUCCUAUGUCUUUAUUAAAAUUGCCUAGGCUCGUGAAUUUGCAGCUUCAAAAUAAUCAGAUUGAAGGGAGAAUACCAGACUUUCGGCAGAAGGAUUUAAAUGUUAAUUUUGCUAAUAAUAAGCUUGAAGGUCCUAUACCAUCUUCACUUAGUAGCCAGAACGCAAGCUCGUUUACCGGAAAUACCAACCUAUGUGGUAAGCCAUUGGAUCCGUGCAAACCAAAGAAGUCUAUACCAAAAAUUGCUAUCAUUAUAGCAGCUGUGGUGGGAGUUGCAUUAGCAGCCAUUAUAAUGGCUCUUAUAUGCCGGCGACGCUCAAGGCCGCUAAAAUACGAGAAAUCGGUCGAGAUUUUUCCUGCAGAAGAGCCAACUGACAAGGGUACUGAACACUACAAGAAUAAUGGUGAACAAAGAAAAUUAUACUUCGUGAGGAAUGAUAGGGAAAGAUUUGAAUUGGAAAACCUGCUUAAGGCUUCUGCAGAAGUAUUGGGGAGUGGAAAUUUUGGCUCUUCUUAUAAGGCUGUGCUUUCUAAUGGCCAACCAUUUGUUGUGAGGAGGUUCCAACAAAUGAACAAUGUGGGAAACGGAGAAUUCUAUGAACACAUGAGCAGGCUAGGAAGGUUAUCCCACCCUAAUCUGCUGCCUCUUGUGGCUUUUUACCAUGGAAAAGAAGAAAAGCUUUUGAUCACUGAUUUUGUCCCGAAUGGAAGUUUGGCAAGUCACCUCCAUGGUGAACGAAGUCGAAAUCAAUCAAAUCUUAAUUGGCCAACGCGUUUAAAAAUCAUCAAAGGUGUUGCAAGGGGGUUGGCCUACCUAUACAAAGAGCUGCCAAGCUUAAGUCUACCACAUGGCCAUCUCAAGUCAUCCAAUGUUCUCCUUGACAACACAUUUGAACCAGUUCUAUCUGAUUACGCUCUAACACCAGUGGUCAACAAGGAGCAUGCUCAGCGAUUCAUGGUAGCCUACAAGUCACCUGAAUCCACAAAAAGUGACCGUGUAACAAGGAAGACAGAUGUGUGGAACCUUGGGAUUCUAAUACUUGAGUUGCUCACAGGACGAUUCCCGGCUAAUUAUCUGAAACAGGGUAGAGGACCAAAUGCAGAUUUGGCAACCUGGGUUAAUUCUGUUGUGAGAGAAGAGUGGACCGGUGAGGUAUUUGAUAAGGACAUGAAUUUAGGAAGGUAUGGAGAGGGUCAGAUUCUCAGGCUACUGAAGAUUGGAAUGUGCUGCUGUGAAUGGAAUGUGGGGAGAAGGUGGGAUUUGAAGGAGGCUAUUGAGAAAAUUGAAGAAUUGAAGGAAAGGGACAGUGAUGAUGAAUAUUCUUCCUACGCAAGUGAAGGAGAAAUAUAUUCCUCAAGAGCAGCAACUGAUGAAGACUUUUCAUUUUCUAAAGCAUGAAAAUCAGAAGCAGGAAAUAAUUUCAACAUUUUUCAAUCUACGUGGUCUCUACAUGAAGAUAAGUAGAUAUGCAGUAGAUGUAUGCAAUCAUCUUACAAGGCUUAUUCGUUUGAUAUAUUUUUGAAA